AUGGGCAUCAUGAGCAGUCCAGAGCUGAAGAAAGAGCACAGGGCUCUGCUCAGAACAUCUGGGCUCUCACAAACCGGCUACCCCUCCAGGAAGCGGUUACAUUUUGGGCUUUCUGGUUUGACAUACCUCUCCUGUCUGUGUGUGAGAGCGCGCAGAGGAUUAGGAGCUGAGGCCCUGCGCGAGGUUUCGGAGACAGACGUGGUCACUCCUUUCUUUGUCUUUCUGUGCAGCUCUACCCCCGCCCCGUUCGCUCCCCAGUGGCCCAGUGAUGGAUUGCAGACCGCAGGGGUGAAGGUGGAGGGGUGGAGGGAGGUGCGGCUGCUGUGUUUUUGGGUGAAGUUUUUUCCGUGUGAGCGGUGGAGGUGA
Molecule: messenger RNA, 366 nt
Organism: Knipowitschia caucasica
Lineage: Eukaryota; Metazoa; Chordata; Actinopteri; Gobiiformes; Gobiidae
Source: the annotation of a GenBank genome assembly